AUGCCCUGGUCUAGAGCUAGGAGAAUCAAAAGAGGAUGGCUAGACAAGUAUCAGUAUGAUGAGGAGGACAGCACCGCCGGGCCGACUAUCACAACAUUCAUACCUACUAUAGCGGAAACUAUAGCGAACACUACGUUCUUUGGUCCAGGAACAGAUGAUAUUGAAGCAACCACAGAUGCAGGGGUCGCACAUGUAGUAGGAGGGAAGAAUGUGCCGACUAAAGCGAAAGCUUUGUCCAAUAAGAAACUUUUUAUUAUUCUCGCCGUUGCAGCUGCUAUCUUAGUCCUUCUCAUUGCAGCCGUGGUCGUAAUGAUUAUAUUUGUGAGGAAACGAAGGAUGCGUCAAAGACUUGGCGCAAAACUGGACGAAGAAGAACGGUUGAGACAAGAGCGG
This is a messenger RNA of Cylicostephanus goldi, 393 nucleotides long. The record is from the annotation of a GenBank genome assembly. Lineage: Eukaryota; Metazoa; Nematoda; Chromadorea; Rhabditida; Strongylidae.